AUGUCCUCCUCCACGUUCAGCGCGCUGCACGUGGACGGGUACGUAUACGCCAGCCCGUCCAAGUCCAUCGCGCGCGACGACCUGAGCGACAGCGACGACGACACCGCGCUCAUGGACGCGUACAAUCAGGCGGUGGAGCGGUACAGGGAGACUCACGAUCCGAACGGCGCGGUGGCGGGCGCGACGGCGCUCUCGCCGGUGGGCGCGAGGUCGAAGCGAGCGGGGACGCCGUCGAAGCGAGCGGAGACGUGGGGAGCGCGGGGCCAGGAGGAGCCGGACGACGCGCCGGAUCCAUCGCCGGUGGCGUGGCCGCGCGGGGAUCAGCCGCUCGUGCGCGACGACGACGACGACGACGACGACGACGGGCGCCCGCCGUCGGGCGCCCGCGCCCGCGCGGCAUCGUCGCGACCCGGUGCGGCGCCCCAUCCACCGGAGGAGCCCUCACCCACCGGUGGCGCGAUGCGCGAAUGGAACGAGAUGACCGAGCGCGAGCGCGAGGCGGCGUGGGCGGACUACUACGCAUCAUCCGGGGGCGGCACAGCUGGCGGGUGGGAUCAUCGGCGUUGGAUCGGGCGCGGCGAGUACCGCGACCCGGAUUGGCCCUCGGCUUCGUGGACCGAAUGGGACGCGUACCACCGCGGAGACUACGACUACGACUACGGCCACGACCACGACUACGACCACGGCCGCUACGAACGACGACACGGCCGCUACGGCCACGAACGACACAGCCGCUACCCGCCGCCGCCGCGACCCCGCCGCCAUCCCCCCCCCCCGCCGCCGCCGCGACAUCCAUACGAAUCCUAUCACGUCCGCGGCGACCCCGGGGGAUACCCCGCGCCCCCGGGAACGCCCCCGACGGGUCACCGCCGCGGCGACCGACGAGAGGGGAGACCGAGAGAGGAUGAUCCUCGCGCGCGGGCGGCGUCUUUCGGCGGCGACGACGCCGCCGGCGCCGCGAGGGAGGCGGCGCGCGCGGCGCUGAGGUUCGCGCCGGGCGGCGGCGUGGUGGACGACGCGGACGUGGACGAGCUCGCCAACCUGCUGAUGUCGUGGUACUACGCCGGGUAUUACACCGGGUCGUACAGCAGGCGUCCCGGCGGCGGGCGGUGA
Micromonas commoda is the source of this 1113-nucleotide messenger RNA. RefSeq lists its product with no specific name. Bases 1 to 1113 code for a protein of 370 amino acids. The transcript has a single exon. NCBI's taxonomy places the organism in Eukaryota, Viridiplantae, Chlorophyta, Mamiellophyceae, Mamiellales, Mamiellaceae. The record is from RefSeq and is a predicted model, not a curated record.